CCCAAGCAGAGUAGCUCUCUCUCUCUCUCAUUGUCACAUAAGCGAUUCGCUCCUCUCAACAAACAACACACAUAAUAAAGAUCCCAACUUUUCGUUCUGGGCUCAUUGGUUCUCUGAUCAUCCACAUCGCCACUCUCCCCACAAAGCUCUCGUCUUUCCUCCAAAUCCAAAACCAAAGUUUCAAUCUUUCUCGUCCUGAGACAAUGAUGUUCUCCAAGCUCGCUCGAUCCGCUCGCUCCAAGGGAUUGGUGUUGUACGGGAGAUCGGGGAUUUUAAGCGAGGGGAGGAAGGUUGGAGCGCCGUCGGGUGGGGCUAAUCAGGUGGAUGGUGGAUUAGGGUUUCUGAGGCGGCGGUUUGCUUCUUUAGCUGCUCGGAAAGGAGGAGUUGAUGCGAAUGAUUUGAGCCGUGUUUUCGCUAACCCUGGAUUGCGUCGGUUCUUCUCUAGCCAAGCCCCUAAGAAGAAGAAGAAGAAUUACGAGAAUUAUUAUCCGAAAGACGCUAAGAAAGGGCCCAAGAAUGAGCACAAAUCUGAAUCCAGAGAAGGUUCAAAGAAGAGUGAGAAUGAGAACGCUGGGGACUUUAACACGAAGGAGUUUCAGAACUUGUUAGUUCCUCUGAUGGCAAUUGCUUUGAUCCUUUCCUCUUUCUCCCUUGGUUCCCGAGAACAGCAACAGAUUAGUUUCCAGGAGUUCAAAAACAAGCUUCUUGAGGCUGGCCUAGUAGAUCACAUAGACGUUUCUAACAAAUCAGUCGCCAAAGUCUAUGUGAGGAGUUCACCAAAAACCCAAACCGAAGAAGUUAUUCAAGGAGUCCCUACCAAAGGACGUGGUGGUCAGUAUAAGUACUACUUCAACAUUGGUAGUGUUGAAUCGUUUGAGGAGAAACUCGAAGAGGCUCAAGAAGCAUUAGGCAUUGACUCUCACGACUUUGUGCCCGUCACCUACGUCUCUGAAAUGAUCUGGUACCAGGAGCUACUGAGGUUUGCACCGACUUUGCUUCUAUUGGGUACGCUGGUUUACGGGGCGAGACGCAUGCAAGGUGGGUUGGGAAGCGUAGGAGGACCUGGUGGGAAAGGUGGCCGUGGGAUUUUCAAUAUAGGGAAGGCUCAGAUAACGAGAGCUGAUAAAAACUCCAAGAAUAAGAUAUAUUUUAAAGAUGUUGCGGGAUGCGAGGAGGCUAAGCAAGAGAUCAUGGAGUUUGUGCAUUUCCUUCAGAACCCAAAGAAGUACGAAGAUUUGGGAGCUAAGAUCCCAAAAGGUGCACUACUAGUCGGCCCACCAGGGACAGGGAAGACCCUUCUAGCAAAAGCAACAGCCGGAGAAUCAGCUGUACCGUUCCUCUCCAUAUCCGGUUCAGACUUCAUGGAGAUGUUUGUUGGCGUUGGACCUUCCAGAGUGAGAAACCUCUUCCAAGAAGCUAGACAAUGCGCGCCCAGCAUCAUCUUCAUCGACGAGAUCGACGCCAUUGGCCGUGCAAGAGGACGUGGAGGCUUCUCCGGUGGCAACGACGAGCGUGAAAGCACUCUGAAUCAGCUUCUUGUUGAGAUGGAUGGGUUUGGUACUACUGCUGGUGUUGUCGUCCUCGCUGGAACCAACAGGCCUGAUAUUCUAGAUAAAGCCCUGUUAAGGCCCGGUCGGUUUGAUCGUCAGAUAACCAUAGACAAGCCUGAUAUCAAAGGGCGUGAUCAGAUCUUCCAGAUUUACUUGAAGAAGAUUAAGCUUGAUCAUGAGCCUUCGUAUUUCUCGCAGAGGCUUGCGGCCCUCACUCCUGGAUUCGCUGGAGCUGAUAUUGCGAAUGUGUGUAACGAGGCGGCUCUUAUUGCUGCCAGGCAUGAAAAAGGAACAGUGACAAUGGCGCACUUUGACUCUGCUAUUGAUCGUGUCAUUGGUGGUCUGGAGAAGAAAAAUAGAGUAAUAAGCAAGUUGGAGCGCCGUACAGUUGCAUAUCAUGAAUCUGGCCAUGCGGUUGCUGGGUGGUUUCUAGAACAUGCAGAGCCAUUGCUUAAGGUGACUAUAGUGCCUCGUGGCACAGCAGCGCUUGGGUUUGCUCAGUAUGUUCCAAAUGAGAACUUGCUCAUGACCAAAGAACAACUCUUCGACAUGACUUGCAUGACUCUCGGCGGCCGUGCAGCUGAACAGGUAUUGAUAGGAAGAAUCUCGACCGGUGCUCAGAACGAUCUGGAGAAGGUGACCAAGAUGACGUACGCACAGGUGGCAGUGUACGGUUUCAGCGACAAGAUAGGACUACUUUCGUUCCCGCAACGAGAAGAGGAGUUCUCAAAGCCAUACAGCAACAGAACCGGCGCGUUGAUAGACGAAGAGGUUCGAGAGUGGGUGGCCAAAGCUUACAAGAGAACGGUCGAGCUCAUAGAGGAACACAAAGAGCAAGUUGCUCAGAUCGCUGAGCUGUUGCUAGAGAAGGAGGUUCUGCAUCAGGAUGAUCUUGCUAAAGUUUUGGGUGAGCGUCCGUUUAAGUCUGGUGAGACUACGAAUUACGACAGGUUUAAAUCUGGAUUUGAGGAGACUGAUAAGGAGAAUGUAACGGUGAAGCCUGUGGAGGAUGAUGGAGCUUCUCCACCGCUUGAGCCACAGGUGGUUCCGACAUAGACACCCAAAUGGUUACUCUCAUUGUAAAUUUGAUCUAAGGUAAUAAAAGAACACGGCAAUGUAUCUUCAUGUUUUUUGAACUAAACAUUAGGAAGGAGGCAUUGUUUUGAUUUGGUUAAAAGGCUCCAAUGUUAUAAAAAUCUUUUAUGAAACAUUUUCUUAAAAUUUGAUUUAUUCACUUUA
Brassica napus (rape) is the source of this 2789-nucleotide messenger RNA. Its product is annotated as ATP-dependent zinc metalloprotease FTSH 10, mitochondrial. Gene Ontology annotation, molecular function: ATP hydrolysis activity; metalloendopeptidase activity; ATP-dependent peptidase activity. The transcript has 8 exons. NCBI's taxonomy places the organism in Eukaryota, Viridiplantae, Streptophyta, Magnoliopsida, Brassicales, Brassicaceae. Gene Ontology annotation, cellular component: chloroplast thylakoid membrane; m-AAA complex. The coding region runs from base 204 to 2606 and encodes 800 amino acids. The record is from RefSeq and is a predicted model, not a curated record. Gene Ontology annotation, biological process: protein-containing complex assembly; mitochondrial protein processing.